This is a messenger RNA of Amaranthus tricolor (Joseph's coat), 678 nucleotides long. RefSeq lists its product as uncharacterized. The transcript has a single exon. The record is from RefSeq and is a predicted model, not a curated record. Lineage: Eukaryota; Viridiplantae; Streptophyta; Magnoliopsida; Caryophyllales; Amaranthaceae. Gene Ontology annotation, molecular function: zinc ion binding. Bases 1 to 678 code for a protein of 225 amino acids.
AUGUUAGAGGGAAUUAGGAGAGUCACAAUGAUUAGGUUAGCUGCAAGGAGGCAGAAGUGUGAAGAUUGGGAGAGGCUAUGUCCAAACAUUGUGAAGAGAGUUCAAGUAUUGUGCAAUGAGAGUAGGUCUUGCAGGGGUUUCAUGUCUAGUCCAGGGGAGUAUGAGGUGAUGGAGGGUAAAUCAACUUUGUCUAUCAGUUUGAACCAACACACAUGCCUUUGCAAUUUGUGGCAACUCACUGGCAUACCAUGUAGGCAUGUAAUGAGAGCUAUUCUUCAUGAAGGUCAUGAUCCACAAUCAUUUGUUCAUGAAUGGUAUUCAGUGGAGAAAUAUAAGUUGGCCUAUGGUCACAGCAUUAAACCUAUCCCUGACCAAGAUAAGUGGCCAGCUACUGAGCACCCUACUAUAUUACCUCCUGUGAUCAAGAGAGAUGUUGGUAGGCCUUGUAGGAACAGAAAGAGAAGUGAUGAUGAAGAGAGGAAGGGAAAGAGGAGCAAAACAAUAAAAUGUGGGAAGUGUGGAGAUUUUGGUCACAACAAGGCCACCUGCAAGAGAAGGGCAACAAAAAAACAAAAGGCAGCAAGAAACAAUGAUAAUGCUUCAACUUCCAAGAGCAAGGGAAAGUCAGUAGUAAAGCAGAAGACAUCAUCAAAGAAGGGAAAAGGCAAAGCAAAGUGA